Messenger RNA from Verruconis gallopava, 1182 nucleotides. RefSeq lists its product as uncharacterized. The record is from RefSeq and is a predicted model, not a curated record. The transcript has a single exon. NCBI's taxonomy places the organism in Eukaryota, Fungi, Ascomycota, Dothideomycetes, Venturiales, Sympoventuriaceae. The coding region runs from base 1 to 1182 and encodes 393 amino acids.
AUGGCGUCGACGAAAAAUUUCUCAAGUAUUGAUAUACCAGACACAAAUCCUCCUACACCACAGCAGACGCCGUCCUCUAUGUCAUUGCUACUCUCAUUCCCUACAAACGCAUAUAUCGGGCCAUUCAAACGAAUUUUUCAGAUUUCUCAAGGCAAGAAGAUAUGUGCAUCUCUACAUACGAUUAUACCCUUGAAACGUAGGCGCUGCUCUGAGCCUCCCAUGCAUCCCGAAAGAGCACGGGAGGGAUUAGAUGACGAACCAACCGUGGCCUUGACAGCACAGGAAACCGCGCGACGCUUCAUACAGACAGGAUAUGUAUCCAUACACGAUCAAUCCAUAAUUGUAAAAGAACCACGCGAGGAACCGUUGCGGAAGAUACGGAAAUGUAACAAAGGCGAUGCUUGGCGCCUCUGGUCGCCUCGUGACUACAAAGCAAAUCCGCGAUUCAAGUACGGAGUGUUUCGCAACGAAGGUACCUCCCAGGAGCGCAUCGAAUACACUGAGAAGCAGAGGAAGAAUAAAAGUACGGCAUUGAGUGCGCUGGCGCAAGGAUUGCUUGUCGCGAAGCAGCGGCCGUUAUUGAACACUGUAAAGGCCAAAUCAACCACCUUUAACGUGAUUGAUCCCUCUGGUGACCCAGUUGGAGGCGCUAGAUACAAACUUCUGCGCCAUCCAUCUCUGGCUUCUCGUAUGAGACCCAGAGGCUUAAGUAGGUUAGGGACGUCGCUCGACCAAGUUGUGCGGCGGAUGCCACCAGCAGCUGUUUCCGAGCUAAAACUGCAGCUUUGGAGUGACCCAGACAUAAGCUUGGAUGAGGCUACACGUAUCACGAACUCCCAGAAUGUCCUAAACUCAGUUGCUUCAGUCGAAAGUCACUGCACGCCCGCAGACGUAGUGACGGAGUAUGCCACUGAUGAACGCCUAGACUCGACAGCGAGCAGCACGCACACCCCCAUCAGGAGGCAGCUUGCACAACUUCCGCUGCGCGAGAGCGUGCUGAUAGCGCAGGAGAUGCGAUGGACCUGCCCGAUCAAACACGGCGAGAAAGCAGUGAUGAAGCUAUACAGCGAGUUUUUUCCAAAUGUUCCCCAGAUUGGCUACCUGUCCGCGCGCCACUGGUCCUCGGACCGCGAAAAGAGGUCGAAGAAGUGGCGGGCGUGCCAGAAAAAAGAGCUCGAGUGA